Messenger RNA from Tachysurus fulvidraco (yellow catfish), 3131 nucleotides. It is a transcript of the gene adcyap1b, whose product is annotated as adenylate cyclase activating polypeptide 1b. Gene Ontology annotation, cellular component: neuron projection; perikaryon; extracellular region. Gene Ontology annotation, molecular function: neuropeptide hormone activity; peptide hormone receptor binding; pituitary adenylate cyclase activating polypeptide activity. The record is from RefSeq and is a predicted model, not a curated record. The transcript is spliced from 5 exons. The coding region runs from base 470 to 997 and encodes 175 amino acids. Lineage: Eukaryota; Metazoa; Chordata; Actinopteri; Siluriformes; Bagridae. Gene Ontology annotation, biological process: neuron projection development; adenylate cyclase-activating G protein-coupled receptor signaling pathway; positive regulation of transcription by RNA polymerase II.
AUACUUAAUGGGACUUAUUGAAAAAAGGGCAAGAGUCUCCAUUCAUGGAUAAAAAUCAGAGGGAACUGGAGGGGGGGGGAAGUUGAGCAAAAAGGACAUGUGGACGAACGAAUAAGCUGUGAACGACGAAUUUCACCGACAAUUUUUUUUGUUCGCAAAGGCUAUUUUUUGUUUGUUUGUUUGCUUUAGAAGCUACUUAUUGUAUAAAAGUCAAACGCGUUCUUCAGGACGAACCCAUUAGGAAACGGCGGUGGCGCUUCAGAGAAGAGGUGCCGUGAGAAAGAUUACCUUGUCUCUCUCUCUCUCUCUCUCUCUCUCUCUCUCUCUCUCUCUCUCUCUCUCUCUCUCUCUCUCUCUCUCUCUCUCUCUCUCUCUCUCUCCCUCUCUCUAUAUCACACAUACACACACGCUCAGCAGCCGCACCCGAAGCGCGUCCUGCAGCCUCGCUCUCUGUCCAACCUGCCGUAGCAUGGCCAAAUCUAGUAGAGCUACUUUGGCUCUGCUCAUCUACGGGAUCUUAAUGCGCUACAGCGCUCAAUGCACACCCAUCGGAAUGGGCUUCCCCAACAUGAGGCUAGAAAACGACGUGUUUGGGGACGAGGAAAACUCGUUAAAUGAGCUCUCCUAUGAGCCCGACACGAUGAGCGCGCGCAGUGCUCCUGCACUCCCGGAGGAUGCAUUUACACUGUAUUACCCGCCCGAGAGAAGAGCCGAAACGCAUGCAGAAGGAUUGUUAGAUAGAGCCUUGAGGGACAUCCUGGUUCAGUUAUCAGCCCGAAAAUAUCUGCAUUCUCUCACGGCAGUUCGCGUAGGUGAGGAAGAGGAGGAUGAAGAAGACUCGGAGCCACUGUCCAAGCGCCACUCGGACGGCAUUUUCACGGACAGCUACAGCCGCUACCGGAAACAAAUGGCAGUAAAAAAAUAUCUUGCAGCAGUUCUGGGAAGAAGGUACAGACAGAGGUUUAGAAACAAAGGACGCCGCUUUGCUUAUUUGUAGCGCGCGAGACAAAAUCGAGCAACUGCCCUCCCUUGUGUUCAUUCAAUCAUACAGUCAAAAGUCAUUCUAACUUAAAACUGAGCAGUCGGUGGAUCUCGCCUGUGUUCUUUUAAACAUGUAUUUUAUGUACGAAGUCAAGCCAUUAAAAAUAUUUUAGUAAGAACAUGUUUUUUUUGUUCCUUUUUUGUAUAAAAGCACUUGAGACCGCACAGUUCUACUUUGUGGACCAAUCGUUCAGUUGAAUGUAUAUAGCUUUAUAUGUUGGAAACGAAACUAAAAAAGAAAAAAAAUAACACUAGAAAAAAAAAUAUUAAUAUAUUAAUAUAUAUAUGACAAAUGUGCACCUUGAACGUUAUGCGCUUGAUAUCUUUUUCGAAUUCAUCAUAUGCAGAAAAAUAAAUAGAUUUUAAAAAAGACAAUCAAAGUUCUGAAUGUUAUACUUUAUUUUUGUAAGGGGAAAAAAAAGGAAUAAUGAAUAGAGUUUUUAUUUUGUGCAAAGUUGGCCCUGGGAUGUAAGUGACCAUAAGGCUGACUCUGUUUAAAAAAAAAAAAAUAAUGAAUUAAAAACUAAAAAAAAAAAAAAAAAAAAAAAAAAAAAAAAAAGCACAGGCUGUAAUGAUCCUAUGGAGGGGUCAGGGAGAGAUACACACUGGCCAACAUGAGUCCCUCAUUACACAACUACAUUUGUGUAAGUGUUUUAGACAUGCAAGUCACCUGUCUGACUAAAUUUCUUUUAACUGUUUUGAGUUUUAAAAGUUAGGAAUUGUGACUGAAAAUGAGUGACACUGGAAUUUAGCUUAUUAGUGCUGUCAUUUUAUUUAUUUCAUUUUUUUUUAAAUCCCAUCUUCCCUGCAUCUACAUGCAUGAUGCAUGUACAAUCCUCUGUGCAUUGUAUGUAAUACGGACCCUGUUCCGUUCCAUAUGCUCGAGAAUGGCUGUUUUUAUUUUAUUUGUAGAUAUUUCUGUUGUAUCUUUUAGACAUGCUUUCCUAAAGACUAAAGACAUGUUCAUGCAGCCUACUGCAGAAUUCUUCAGGAUGAAUGGAAAUGAAUGGUAUCCCUGCCCCCCCUUUCAGGAAAAAAAAACACAAAAACAAAAGUUCAAGUGCAUGCAUAAUGGCCUUUAAAAAGUGUUAUAUAGCAUGUCAUUUUUAUCAGUUUUAGGCAUGUAUGCAGUGAGCCUAGUCAUGGUUUGCAUCAUUUCUAUCUUUGUAUUAAUCUGAUUUGUUUUUUGUUGAUGUUGUUUGAAAAUGUAGAAGUUGUGUAUGUGUUGGGAAAAAUAGACACUUGUACUUAAUCACUGGAAUGAAUUCUUAUUUGGGAGAAAAAAAUGAAUAAGUUUAAAAAAUGAACUUUAAAAUGUCAUUGUUAUAGGUCCAGUGUAUAGAUGUAGUAGUACACUUGCCUACACACCUUAUAGACUACAGCUCAGUGUUACUGCAUUCCUGGCUAAAAAUUCUUGUUAUUACUUCUGAUAAUCCAUUAACCUCUACGUUCUCUAUGUGCAUAAGUCAUUUGUGUUAUGCAUCUCUUUAAAGAAAGAGGGAGGAAGUAAUAGGAGUGAUGCAUGGACAGAGGAUCAGGAAACCAAAGCAUACAGAGAGCUGGUCAGAUGUUCAGAUAAAGUUAUAGCAUCCCUUAAUCCAUUUGAACCCUUGUAGGUUUAAGUCAGUGAUAAGUAUUAUGCAGCACUUAAAUACUGGAAUAUCCGUUAUCCCUCAGUACUAUUCAAAUUGUGUUUUUUUCCUGUCUCUAAACUACAGUUAAUUGUUUGUGUAUUCUAUAUAUAUCAUUCAUUCCUUAUUUCCCUAAUAAUUUCACUUCAGACAUGAACUCGGUUAACCCCCAAACCCCUCAAAUCGGCAUCAGUUCCUAGGAUUUCUAUGAGUGUAGAUGUUUUUAUGGGAGAGCAAUGUGUGAAUGUGUGUGAGCGUGUUGCAAGAGUGUGAGCAUGUACAAUAUGAACCAGAAAGUGGUAUGUGACAGACAGCAUGGCUUCUGGCUUUGGUGCCUUGCUACAACGUAUGACAAAAUAAAAAAUCGCCACUUAAUAUGGAUGGCAAUUUUUAGUGGCCCUAUAAUGCUGCAGACUAUUAGCUUACAUUUCACUAACCAUCUUUUCUUUUUUUUUCUUU